Molecule: messenger RNA, 3099 nt
Organism: Seminavis robusta
Lineage: Eukaryota; Bacillariophyta; Bacillariophyceae; Naviculales; Naviculaceae
Source: the annotation of a GenBank genome assembly
GGUUGAGCCAAAAGAGGACAGAAUUCAAUUUUUGACACCUGGAAUUUGACGUCAUCGUCUGGAUCCCAAUUCAAUCCGCUGGCUUAAUCCACGCACGUUCCCACGCUGCUGAGUUGACACCCCCACUCCAACGGUUGGCUCUUGCUCCUCCAGCCAUGCUGAUGAUGGAUUCAGAUAGAUCCAGAUCGCAGUAGCUCGCUGUUGUUUGCAACAUACAUACAUAGUAGCCUUGUUACACGUGUGGAAAGAGUCAAUCUCUCCUGUUCUUGGUUGCUUGCAGAUCAUAUUUUUUUGCAUUUCAAAGGGUGUUAUCUAUCUCUCAACGGUAUCUUUUUAAAAGACAAGGAAUCCAAUCGACGACAAAUUUCCACGAUGCGAUUGCUAUCUUUGUUUCUGCUGCUAGGCAGCACGCUCACGGCGACAAGAGCCUCCGAAGAUGACAAGUCCAAGUCACCUCCGCCGUUCUUCCUGCAAGAUCCAACAGACUCACUUUGCUUAACGGGAGAGGAGUUCAAGAGAUGCUCCAUUGAUACACUUUUCUACGUUGUUGGAGCACCAGGAAAAUAUCAAAUUCACAAGCGAGCGGCUGAUGGAACCAUUGACCAAGAGGAUGAUGGGACCUGCAUUACCAAAAAAUCCUGCAAAGAGGGAGAUAUCUCAAGGCUCAUGGAAGCCAAGUUGGCCAAAUGCUCCCAUUGUGGAGCCAAAAACUGGAACAUUCUGGGAGAUGCAGAUACUGGAUACGUCCUUACAGAGGGUGAAGGCAAAACUUGCCUCAUCCGAGAAAAGGGAGGGAAAAAGGCAUUCACGGCACCUUGCGAUUCACAGGAUCACCCAUACACACCCCUUCAACUCCAAUUCGCCUCUGCUGCCGACAUUAAAACUAUGAACUCUCCCGGGGCUCGCAUGAUUGGAGCUGCCAGUGAUGGAGAUAAAAAAGCUAUCCAGGCAUUGCUAAAGGAAGGAAUUGAUGUCAAUGUUAGAGAUUGGGACGACUUGACAGCACUCAUUCCUGCAGCUUCGUCGGGACACCUUGACAUUUGCAAGCUUUUGAUAAAAGAGAAGAUUGAUGUAAAUGCAAAGGACAAGGACGGUAUCACAGCUCUUAUGGAAGCAAGUAUCAUGGGGCAUAUCAAGAUUGUGGAGUACUUGCUCGAUAAUGGAGCCGAAGUUGAUGCAGCUGCCAGUUCCGAAGUCACUGCCUUGUGGUUGGCUGCCAGUGAAGGACGCGCGGACGUGAUCAAAACACUCAUCAAAAAGGGAGCAGAGGCCAAAAAUACGCGCGUUGAUGGAAUCACGGCUCUCAUGACUGCAAGCGUUGGUGGACAUGCAGAAGCAAUCAAGCUUUUGUUGGAAAAUGGUGCCGACCCCACAGCAACAGAUAAAGAUGGCCUCACUUGCUUGAUGAACGCCGCAGAAAACGGAACCGUGGCUGCCAUUAAGGCUCUUGCAGAGCAUGUUGAUGACGCACAAUUCCUGGAUUCAGUCUCCAACACUGGCUACAACGCCCUUACCAUUGCUGCUGCCCAUGGACAUGCUGAUGCCAUUGCAUACUUGAUUGAGGCUGGUGCCAAUGUUGGUGCUGUUGAUGAUAACGGCGUGACAGCCCUCAUGUACGCCGCUGCUUCAAACAAGGUCGAUGCCAUGAAGGUGCUCAUCGAGAAGGGAAAGGCCGACAUUGAUUUCCGUCACAGUCACGGGGGAACAGCGCUACUUGAAGCGUCCACUGGAGGAGCCACUGACGCCAUUAAGCUUCUUUUGGAAAGCGGUGCUAAAUUUGAUUUUGUCGACAAUGACGGUGUCUCUCCUUUGAUGGCUGUAGCUUCACAAGGGAGCCUCGAUGGACAGACUGCAAUCCUUGAAUCUCUGAAGAAGGUCAAGUCUGACGACGAACUCAAAGAACACAUUAAUAUGUUCUCGUACUCGGGUGGAAGCUCGGUGAUGUUUGCCGCUGCUGGUGGGCACUACAACUGCACAAAACAACUGAUUGAGCUUGGUGCUGAUGUUAACGCUAUCGCCCGCGCCACACCAGAUUACCUCGAGAAGCUGGCAAAAAUGGUUGAGGAGGGCCAGGUUACCGACGACGAACCCAACGUUGAUGGAGUGACUGCAAUGCACGUCGCAGCCCAAGGUGGCCACAAGGCUGUGGUGGAUUUACUGAUAGAAUCUGGAGCGGAUGUGACAGUCCUGGACGAUGAAAAGAGAUCAGCACUUUUGUUGGCGGUCAAAGGAAACUAUGGCGAGGUGGCUAGCUCUCUUGUGAAGGCUGGCGCAGAUCCCAAUACGGAGUAUGUUGAUGAUGAGGGCAAGUCCCACAAUCUAUUGUUCGAUGCGAUUAUGGUUGAAAACGAUGAUUUUGCGGUGAUGCUCGUCGAAAAAGGGGCCAACCUCGGGCAUACGGACGAGAAAAAGGUGACGACAUUGCUUCAAGCGGCCCACCGUGGUUUGUCAAAUAUCACAGAAAAGCUGCUGGAAAAGAACUCGAAACCAGAGUAUGUGGACGCAGCAAGCGAAGACGGCAUCACACCUUUGAUCGCGGCUUGCUCUGAGGGGCACCCUGAAGUUGUGAAGCAACUCAUAGCAGCAAAAGUAAAUGCCAAUGCUGUUGACAAGGAUGGAACGACUGCCUUGAUGGCUGCCGCUGCACGAGGGCAUCACAACAUUGUGUCGGAUCUGUUGGCUGCCAAGGUGGACGUCAAUGCUCAGAACGUGGACGGCCACACAGCCUUGAUGUUUGCCUACAAUGGCAAGAAUCAAGUUGAAACAUUGUGGGAGCGAUACAAUCAAUUUGUUGCGGAAGCUAAAGCAGAAAAGAAGACGGGGGACGAGAAGGUGGACGAUGGUGGUACAGGACCGGUCAUUAGCGAAGCUCUGGAAAACCACAAAACGCUAAUAGAUCAACUUCUCAAAGCUGGAGCUGACCCCAAUCUGAAAGACAAGGAGGGCCACGCCGCCAGCGACUUUGACUUUCACCCGGACGCCGACUCUGAAGUCCUGGAUAAGGAGGCCAAAGCCGAAAAAGUGCGUGACCAAAGUAAAUACGAACUGUGAUGUGAGUAAUGGGCACGAUUAAAUCAUCUAGAAUUCAUUGGUCUCUUC